Messenger RNA from Acanthochromis polyacanthus (spiny chromis), 1174 nucleotides. Its product is annotated as dehydrogenase/reductase SDR family member 13-like. The transcript is spliced from 5 exons. The record is from RefSeq and is a predicted model, not a curated record. NCBI's taxonomy places the organism in Eukaryota, Metazoa, Chordata, Actinopteri, Pomacentridae. The coding region runs from base 53 to 1012 and encodes 319 amino acids.
CUCGGACUUCCUCGGUGCAACCAGUCUGCUGUGAGGCUCUGAAGCUGGAACAAUGUCUACCUGUUGUCUGCUGACCGUGGCUGUCGUUGUAGGAGUCGCCUACAUUUUCCGUCAUAUUGUAGUGAAGGGAAAGAGAUGCACAAGCGAAGCAAAGCUGCAUGGGAAAACUGUGAUUGUGACUGGCAGCAACACAGGCAUUGGGAAGACCACAGCUAUAGAUCUGGCUAAGAGGGGAGCCAGAGUGAUUCUGGCCUGUCGCAGCAGGCAGAGAGGAGAGGCUGCUCUUGAGGAAGUCAAGAGGGAAAGCAAAAGCAAUCAAGUUGUGUUCAUGCAGCUGGAUUUAGGAAGUCUCAAGUCCGUUCGCAGCUUUGCUGAAACCUUUCUGAAGUCUGAACCCAGACUGGACAUCCUCAUCAACAAUGCAGGUAUUUACAUGCAGGGUCGAACAGAGGAUGGACUGGGGAUGAUGUUUGGGGUCAACCACAUUGGCCACUUCCUGCUAACCAACCUGCUGCUGGAGCGACUGAAGCAGUGUGGACCGAGCAGGGUGGUUAACGUGUCCUCAUUGGGACAUAACUUUGGAAAAAUAGAUUUUGACUCCUUGAACACCCACAAAGCUCUGGGGCUGGGGACCUCAUUUAGGGAAAUCUUCCAGACCUACUGUGAUAGCAAGCUGUGCAAUGUCCUCUACACCCAUGAGCUGGCCAAGAGACUCCAGGGAACCAAGGUGACCUGCUACUCCCUCCAUCCAGGAGCUAUCAACACUGAGCUGGCCAGGAACACUAGCUCAGUGUUGCAACUAUGCCUGAAACCCUUGACUAUGUAUUUCUUUAAGAACACGGUCCAGGGAUGCCAGACCACCCUGCACUGUGCCCUCCAGGAGGGACUCGAACCUCUCAGCGGACGCUACUUCUCCAACUGCACUGUGAGAGAUGUCUAUGACAAAGCCAAAGAUGAUGCUGCAGCAAAGAAGCUGUGGGAGCUCAGUGAGAGACUGUGUGGUCUUGCAUGAAAAAGCUUUCUAUUGAAUUCAUGACACUGAGUACUUUUUGUUUCAAUAAGAUAUGAAUUACAUGCAAUCAUAGUAAUUUUUGUAAUCAGUUUAAGCACACCCAUGUAUAGGAUUGUUGCUUAGAAUAGUAACAAUAAUAAAAAAAAUCAUUUGAUCAUCUGA